Molecule: messenger RNA, 288 nt
Organism: Dovyalis caffra
Lineage: Eukaryota; Viridiplantae; Streptophyta; Magnoliopsida; Malpighiales; Salicaceae
Source: the annotation of a GenBank genome assembly
AUGGGGAAAGGAACAGGGAGUUUUGGUAAGAGAAGAAACAAGACACACACUCUCUGUGUGCGUUGCGGUCGCCGCAGCUUUCAUCUCCAAAAAAGCCGUUGCAGUGCUUGUGCCUUCCCUGCUGCCCGUGUCAGAAAAUAUAACUGGAGUGUGAAGGCUAUUCGCAGAAAGACCACUGGAACUGGCCGUAUGAGGUACCUCCGUCAUGUACCACGCAGGUUCAAGACUAACUUCAGAGAAGGUACUCAAGCUACUCCAAGGAACAAGGGAGCUGCAGCAGCAUCAUAA